This is a messenger RNA of Ictalurus furcatus (blue catfish), 4179 nucleotides long. RefSeq names its product chromodomain helicase DNA binding protein 1-like (gene chd1l). Gene Ontology annotation, molecular function: DNA helicase activity; ATP-dependent chromatin remodeler activity; ATP binding. Lineage: Eukaryota; Metazoa; Chordata; Actinopteri; Siluriformes; Ictaluridae. Gene Ontology annotation, cellular component: nucleus. The record is from RefSeq and is a predicted model, not a curated record. Bases 1053 to 4130 code for a protein of 1025 amino acids. The transcript is spliced from 25 exons. Gene Ontology annotation, biological process: DNA repair; chromatin remodeling.
AUUUUAGUUAAAAGCCUGAAAUAAGGUCUAUGGUGAACACAAGCUCAAAAUAUUUUCACGUUUUACUAUACGACAUUAAAUACACAAGUAAUGCCCUACUCAUUAUUUUUUAAAGCUUUUACGUGUAUUGAAAAAAGCGCUUGCUGAAAAGGUGAUAAAAGGCAGUACAGACGUUGUCGGGGACAUUAAACGUCAUCACGUCGAACAGGAAAAUUUAAAUAAAUAAAUAAAACGGGUUCAAGUAUGCUGUGCACAAUUUCCCUCCCAAAAAACGUGGAUGAUCCACAGAGUAAAAUCGCAUCCUGCAAAAAUUUUCAAUAAAGUUUAGAAAAGUUGUCGGAAGCUUGGUGAUGGUGACGUUGAAAUCGUGCGACCGUGAUGUAGUUCGUUUAUAGCAUACUUUAGCAUUAUAUUUCUGGCGAUUGUAUUUAAGCUUCAAACUUCAUAAAAGUUGUGUUUAUUUGUGAAAAUUAUCUUGAUGGACAAAGCGUGUUAGUAUUGUAAACCUUUGUCGAUCACAGAGCUUAUUUUUUGCGAUAAUCCAAAAGCCUAUGGGAAAAACCUAUAGGGUAUUUGUCGAGGGAACGAGUGUGAUGCUAACUUCCGGGUUCCGGUACAAAAUGACGUCAUCCCUGCGCCACUCUAUUAACGCAUAAAGCACACCUCUUUAUUUUUUAAAAUCCCUCUUUAGUUUAGUCUUGUCUUCUUUUCUUAACAUGCUCCAUUUGCUCAGCUAAUUUACUAGUAAUUUAUUUUAUGUAUUUAUUCGCUUAACUUUGCUUGUAUUGGUAUUUUUCCCCUCUAGCGGUUGUUCUUGUUCUCCUUAUUGGUGAUAUUUGUUAUCUAUCUCUUAACUGUAUCUUUUUUUUUCUUAAUCUGUAAGUCUUCUUUGUUAUUAAUUAAAAAAGAAAUAAAGAAAAAAGUAAAGCACAACCCCAGCGUGGUGAUUGGUCAGUUUCUUCUUAGCCACGCCCCCACACGGAAGUAAAGUCUCUCAUGGCGCGCAAUAAGGAAACACAAACACUUAUGAAAGUUUGGAGGUAAUCAAAAUAAUGUCGAGGUUUCUCCAGGCGGUUCAGAGUAAUAUAUCGGAGAAAGAAAAGUCGGAACUGUCUGUGAGUGAGCUGCAGAAAUGCGGACUAACAGGAAUUGUGCUGAAGCCGUACCAGCUGGAUGGCGUGCGGUGGCUCUCUCAAUGUUUGAAGACUCUGGACGGCUGCAUCCUGGGGGAUGAAAUGGGUUUGGGUAAAACCUGUCAGACCAUCUCCUUGCUGGUGUACGCCAGAGGACAUCUCCGCAUGAAGGGUCCCUUUCUGGUGCUCUGUCCUCUGACAGUUAUUGAGCACUGGGAAAAGGAGUUGAAGAGUCUGUGCCCCAGUCUGCACGUGGUGCAUUAUAAAGGUGAUAAAACAAAAAGAGCUGAGCUGCAGAGAAACAUGGAGGACCAACCUUUCCACAUCCUGCUGACUCACUACCAGAUUUGCCAGAAUGACGCGUCGGUAUUAAAAAGGUGGAACUGGGAUAUUUUGGUUGUGGACGAGGCUCAGCGACUGAAGAACGAAAACUCGAAGCUUCACCGAAUCCUUACAGAGUUCUCUUUAGGCUUCAGACUUUUGCUAACCGGAACGCCCAUCCAGAAUAACCUGCAGGAGGUCUACUCGCUCCUGACCUUCAUCCAGCCUGAUAUUUUCCCACCUGACGCUACAACCGAGUUUGUGAACGCGUAUGCGGAUGUACAGACUCAAAGCUCACAAGCUAAGGAGCUCCAUCGGGUUCUCCAGCCCUUCUUGCUCCGCAGGGUGAAGGCCGAGGUGGAGACAGAACUGCCGAAGAAAGUAGAGUUGGUGGUUUAUCACGGGAUGUCUGCUGUCCAAAAGAAGUACUACAAAGCCAUUCUGAUGAAGGACCUGGAUGUGUUUAGGAGCGAUCAGGGCAUUAACAACCGGCUCCUGAAUGUUCUGAUGCAGCUGAGGAAGUGUGUGAACCACCCCUACCUGUUCAACGGUGUGGAGCCCGAGCCGUUUGAGAUGGGUGAACACUUGGUGGAGGCGAGCGGGAAGCUCUCUCUGCUCGACUCUAUGCUUGCCCACCUGUUGGAGGAGGGUCACCGGGUUCUGCUGUUCUCUCAAAUGACCAGGAUGUUGGACGUUGUGCAGGAUUACCUGGAGUACAGAGGUUACAGCUAUGAGCGUCUGGAUGGCUCGGUGCGAGGAGAAGAGCGCCAUCUCUCUGUCAAUAAAUUCAGCACCGAAGAGGUCUUCAUCUUCCUGCUCAGCACAAAAGCUGGAGGGGUCGGUUUGAACCUGACGGUAGCCGACACUGUAAUCUUCUUGGACAGCGAUUUUAAUCCACAGAACGACGUGCAAGCGGCGGCUCGAGCUCACCGGAUCGGCCAGAAAAGGCCUGUGAAAGUGAUCCGGCUGCUGGGGAGGGACACGGUGGAGGAGAUGAUCUUCUCCCGCGCCGUGUCCAAACUGCGUCUCACCAACACCGUGAUCGAGGAGGGACAGUUCUCUCUGCUGGAGAAGAGUAAGGCUGCUUCUCAACUCGAGUUGAGCGAGAUCCUGAAGUUUGGAGUCCACAAACUGCUGUCGUCAGAUGAGAGCUCAGUCCAGCGUGUGGACGUUCUGCAGGUCCUGGGACAGUCCCGAGAUGGCAAGUGGCUGGUGGACGAGGAGCACGUCAGGCCUGCUGAGGAAGAGGAGGAUGAAGACGAGGAGAGACAGAAUCACAUGUACUUCUUUGAGGGGAAGGACUACUCCAAAAUCCCGAGCACGGAGGACGAGAAAAGGUUCGAGCUCAUGCUGGAGGAGCAGUCAACUCCCGCGGAGGACGCCGGGAAAGAAGGACGCAGCCUACGCCACAAAGCCGGAGUUUUAUUCUCUGGACAUUUAGCAUCGACUUCGAGAGUGAAGAGGCCUCUGACGGAGUCUGAGCUGGAAGAGAGGCGUCGGAAGAGAGAGGAAACUGCUGCUAAAAAAGCCAAGCAGCAGGAAGAGAAGAAGAGAGAGCGCGAGGAGCAAAAAUACAAGAAGAAGAUGGCGUGGUGGGCAUCAUGUGGGUAUACAUCGCUGUGCCUGCCCUCUGCUGAUAGUGAAGGCGAGGAUGUGGACGAAGAAGAAGAAGGAGACGUCAGCAGUGUGAACUCUACCGACUCGGAUGACACGGCGAUUCGUUACGUACUCGGUGAUGUCACACACCCUCAGGCUGAGCGCGAGGACGUCAUUAUCGUUCAGUGUGUGGACGAUUCUGGACGGUGGGGGCGAGGCGGCUUGUUCACAGCUCUGGAGCUCCGGUCAGAUGAGGCGAAGAAACAGUAUGAACUGGCAGGAGACAUGGAAGAUUUGGAGCUCGGGAGCGUGCUGCUGUUCUCCAUUGACGACAAACAGUCGAGACUGAGCGGACGAGACUACUUGGCUCUGAUCGUCGCCCAGAGGAGAGAUAAAACCAACCAGCUGUCAGGGAUUCACCUCAAUGCCCUGGACGAGGGGCUCAAGAAGAUCUACAGAGCUGCCAAGCAGAAGAAAGCGAGUGUCCACCUUCCACGAAUUGGACACGCCACCAAAGGCUUCAACUGGUACGGCACUGAGAGGCUGAUACGCAAGCACUUAGCCUCCCGAGGAGUUCCUACCUUCAUAUACUACUACAAGCGUACAUCCUCUGACCCCACCACGACUGCUUCGUCUUCGACCGCGGCGAUCCCGUCCACCUCGCGCUCGGCGUUCGCUCCUCCAGCACCGGUCUCUCCCAGCUCCUCGUGUUCUCUCGGUCCUCCGGAAGAGCAAGCCGAGUCUCCAGAAGGUUCUCGUGCAUCGCGGCAGGGUGGAGAAGCUUCCGGUUUACCCGACUUUAUGAGAGGAGUCUGCGUGUUGUUCUACCACGUGGGGGCGACGGAGAGAAAGCAACUCGCACGCUACCUCAUCGCAUACGAUGGCGAUGAAGAGGACCUCGUGAGCUCACACGUUACUCACAUUGUAGCAGAGGUAGAAAGUCCAGCUCAUAUACAGGAAUUGCAGGAUAUGUGUCAGCAGUGCCCUCAGGCCAUCCUUGUAAAGAAGAACUGGCUCAAGUCUUGCUUUGCCAACCAGAGAAAAGUCAGCACUUCCAAGUAUAUCCAUCAUUUUAAAUAAAUGUAUUAUAUUUUAUUCGUAUGGAUGAUCCCAACCCCCCAAUCCCCCC